Melanotaenia boesemani (Boeseman's rainbowfish) is the source of this 1375-nucleotide messenger RNA. RefSeq names its product iron-sulfur cluster assembly 1 (gene isca1). The transcript has 4 exons. Bases 17 to 436 code for a protein of 139 amino acids. Gene Ontology annotation, molecular function: 2 iron, 2 sulfur cluster binding. Gene Ontology annotation, biological process: iron-sulfur cluster assembly. The record is from RefSeq and is a predicted model, not a curated record. Gene Ontology annotation, cellular component: cytoplasm; mitochondrion. Lineage: Eukaryota; Metazoa; Chordata; Actinopteri; Atheriniformes; Melanotaeniidae.
UUUACACGCUUGCGCAAUGCUUUGUUGUGAUUUUAACAGUAUCAACAUGUCUGCCUCCUUGGUGAGAGCGACCGUCCGAGCGGUCAAUAAAAGAAAAAUAUUACCCACAAGAGCCGCAUUGACACUGACUCCAUCAGCUGUGAGCAAGAUCAGGUUGUUGUUGCAGGGCAAACCAGAAUAUAUUGGUUUGAAGGUUGGAGUGAGAACACGUGGCUGUAAUGGACUAACUUACACACUGGACUACACAGAGCAGAAAGAUAAAUCGGAUGAGGAAGUCUUGCAGGAUGGUGUGAGAGUGUUUAUAGAGAAGAAGGCCCAGCUGACCCUUCUGGGAACCGAGAUGGACUUUGUGGAGUCAAAGCUGUCCAGUGAAUUUGUCUUCAAUAAUCCCAACAUCAAGGGAACAUGUGGCUGUGGAGAAAGCUUCAACAUGUGAACAUCACGGGGCUUCCUUCCUUCUCCACCCUCCCUGCUUCAAACCCCAUCUCAUCCGCGAAGACCGAGAGUCUUCUGCCGAGGAAGUCGGAUGUAAAGAAAUCUUUGAGAUGUGGGUGUCCCUGAGUCCUGCCACUGCUCUUCCUGCAAACCACUUACAUAGACGUACCAGUCAAAUCAAAGUUCAUGUUUUUAUGCAUAGUGGAAUGUGUGAACUGUAGUCAAAACCAUUUUGAGAGAAAUCAUUUCAGGCUUCAUUUAACUGAUACUGAUUUUUUUCUUUCUUUCUUUUUUUUUUUGUAAAGAAAAAGACCUUAGGAUCCCAGAAAUCAUUUUUUAUUUUUUUUAUUAUUAUUAUUAGUUUUUUUUUUUGAAGUGUUGGAAGUGGUUUCGUUUCAUUCAUACGCACAAUAAUUUUCAGAGAUUUAAUAAAAUCUCACUAUGUCUUGUACGCAGGAGAAAAUGUAAGCAUGACUUGAGAAGGUGUACACUUAACCUAAAAGUCUGCGGUUAAAGACGAAGGUUAAAAACUGUCCACCAAAAUCCAAAGGUUAAGACAAGCCAACAUCAGCCUCUUAAUACACUGUAACACAGUGUUGUAUCAUCCACUGUAGUGUACCAGUAGUAUGCAAAAAAAAAAAAAAAAAAAAAGUGGAGGAGUUUGAGUGUCUUGAAACUGUUUUACCAGUUUGUAAAGUUAAAAAGUAUAUAUAUUUAUGUGUGUAAAUAAAAGAUGUAAAUUCCUUGAGCAACACAUAUGCACAAAGACGGCGCACAAAACAUGUAUCCCUCACGUUAGAAAACAUAAGGUUUCUGCUGAUUAAAUUUUUUUUUCUGCUUGAUCAAAGCCAGGACUUGUUUGUUUUGACCCUGUGCUCUUAAUGAUUUGUAACAUGUGCAAUAUGUCUGUGUACAUAUAAAAAAUAAAUAACUAAAUUAA